UUCAGUCAGAUAAAGUGGUUUAUCCUUGAGUGCGUCCCCUUGAACCUCCAGACCUAUCAGUACCACCGACCUGAGGGGAGAUCAGACGCUCAUUCACACGUUCCUGAACAUUUCAGCGUAAACAUGAACAGUGAGAGCAACGAGAGCGAUUGGGACCCUGUUCACUGCAACGUGGAGGUGGACUUGGUGUCUCGGCGUAUCGGACUCUUCCUGCUCAACCUGUUCUUGUUCAUCGUGGGAUUAAUGAUGAACUUGACGGUGGUGUGGGUAAACUGGCAGCGCCGCCACACACGUAAUACCGGGAUCUUCUGCAUCCUCAACAUGGGCGUGGCCGACACCAUGCUGAUGAUCAUAUUGCCAAUUUCAAUGCUUGAAGUUGCUUUGGAUCACGUUUGGAUCUGGGGCGAUUUCCUGUGCCGCUUUUCAAAUUUAAUCAUUGUAACAAACAUCCACGCUAGCUCCUUUUUCUUAGCAUAUAUAUCUGUGGAGCGUUAUCGCUCAUUGGCAUGUGGAUCGUCACCAAAAAUGACGACCACAUCAGAAAAACGCAAGAGGAACAUUAUUUGUGCGGCACUCUGGAUUUUUGGUUUGUUUUUCGCCUCAUUAGAAACGGUUCAUGUUCGCGUCCUGGGGUGGAACGAGCCGGGAUGUUACCUGUUUCCAAAUCAUGACUAUAGGAGGUGGUUCUCUUCGCUCAUUAUUAUCCAGUUUUUGGCACAAUAUUUAAUACCAGCCACGAUCAUGGUGACUUUUAACACUCUGACAGCACGAGCAGUGAGAUCGUCUCCUGAAGUCCAGGUCCGUAACAUGGACAACGUUUGGUUGCUGCACGUUUACUCUGCCGUUUUUAUCAUUUGCUGGCUUCCAUUUCAGCUGAUUAUGAUCCUCGUCUUGGUCGAACUGGAGGACCCCAAUUUAUUUGACUGCAAUGCAAUCGAGCAGCUUUUCUUCACCUACACUAUCGUACGGACGAUGGCGUUACUCCACUGCGUGGCCAAUCCCAUCCUCUACAGCUUCCUGAGCAGGAGCUUCCGCAGCAAGCUCAUUAACCUCGUUCUCAAACUUUUGCCACAAGACAUUGUUGCUAAUCGAGGAAUGGAUCAGCAUGCUGAUUGUGCUGAAGGUGUGGGAAAUGGAGAAAAGGGAAACAAUAUGGCAGAAAACACCAGCCAGUCAGACGGGGGAGCGUGAGCAAACAGAAGACACAUAUGUACAGUUAAACUUUUUCAUUACACAAUAUACAAAUAAAAUUAUUUAUCUGUGACCAGAAGAUAAAUAAAAAUAUCUGAAUAUUAUUCAAGUUGGUUAUGUACAGAACAUCAAUAUUUACAUUGUUGUCCACAUAAAGUUGGUAUAGAUGUAUAAAAAUCUCUACACCAGAUAAUAUUAAAAUGUAAUAAUUCCACCAGACACUAGGUGGCAGAAUCAAACAUCUAAACACAUGACUGUAAAUAGUUAAAGUUUAUUUUAUUUUCGAUUCGAUAACAAGUGCUUUUAAGUCCAGUAUUGUUGAUAUGGAUAUUGAUAUAAAUACUUAUAUGAAAUGUUUCCCUGUGUGAGUUUAUACUCUUAUUAUAAAUCAUUAUAAUAUUAAUCAUUUUAAUGAAUCUUAUGAUAAUAAUUUUUAUUAAUAAUCUGCAGUGGACUGGCAUCUCUUUCUCUUUCAUUACAUUUAUUUACUGGAUAUUCUUAAUCAAACAAAUAUUUCACAGAAUAAAAUCGAUCACAUAAACUAAACCAUAUACUCUUUCAUGUCAUGUUCCUACGGAACUUCUUUUUUAAAAAGAACGAGAGAAUGUUUGUGUUUUUGCCCUCGAACCUGUUUAUGUUUCUCCUCUUUGUCUGAUCGACUCUCCUGCUCAUGAAAACAUAAAUCCCUAAACACUGCCCCUGUGCACAAAGCCAGCUCCAUGAAGAUCUGCUUUCCAUGGGUUGGGGGAUGUGGAAGAUCUCCUGCUGUAGAGCUCCAACCCUUUUGAACACUUUUGGACCAAAUGCUGACGGCACGCCAGGAACCUCCUCACCUUCUCACCUACAACACUGUGAUGAAUCGUCACAAAAUCUAGUGGAAAAUAUUCCCAUGAGAUUUGAGGUUAUUAUAAAAGUAAAUGAAGACAAAAUGUGGAAUGAGAUGUUCAAUAAUAAGUACAUGACAUUCUUAUAGUCAGGUGUUUACAAAGUGUAUGUACAAAAGGUGUGUAUUAAUGAUUGAAUAAAUUAAUUAAUGAAUGCAAUAGAAAUUCAUACACUUUAGAAGUUUAUACACAAACAUUUACACAAACGGUGCACUGGUUUAAAAUAAAAAGUCAACUUUAUAAUUAAAUAAUAAACUAACAUCGAUCAUGCUAUCAGUAAACCACUGUGUCAUUCAAUUUGUCUACUCAGGAAACAACAUACACACGUUAAACACUCUGAAGGUAACGCUAAGGCUGAAACAUUUCAAAUCCAACAUGUUGUAAUGUUUUACUAAAGUAACACACUUCUUACACCACAUGUUGACAAACCACAGGAUUUGAAAUGCAACCGAUGAAUGAAAUC
This is a messenger RNA of Silurus meridionalis, 2538 nucleotides long. RefSeq names its product G-protein coupled receptor 182-like. The coding region runs from base 124 to 1191 and encodes 355 amino acids. Lineage: Eukaryota; Metazoa; Chordata; Actinopteri; Siluriformes; Siluridae. Gene Ontology annotation, molecular function: G protein-coupled receptor activity. Gene Ontology annotation, biological process: G protein-coupled receptor signaling pathway. The record is from RefSeq and is a predicted model, not a curated record. Gene Ontology annotation, cellular component: membrane. The transcript has 2 exons.